UUUAUUUCAGAUAUAUAAAAUACAAUUCCUCUUCAUCAUUAAGAUGACCAUGUUCCACUUAAGGUACUACUAACAAUCGCCCUUCUUUUUCAAGCUGGUAUUGGACUCACAGCCAACAACUUCCUCCUAUUCUUCUGAAUCUUCUCACUCCUUCAGGAUCAGAAGCCUAAGCCCACUGACCUCAUCACCUGUCACCUGGCCCUUGUCCACUUAGUGAUGCUCCUCAUUGUGGUCUUCUUGGCAUCUCCAGACCUGUUUGAGUCACUGUAUUUUCAGAGUGACUUCAAGUGUAAGGCAUUCUUCUACAUGCACAGGAGCCUCUCCAUCUGCACCACCUGCCUCCUGAGCGUGCUCCAGGCUGUCGCCAUCAGCCCUGGCAUCUGCUGGUCUGCAACGAUUAAACAGAAGUUCACAGGUUACAUCUUUCACUCCUUCUUCUUCCUAUGGGUUCUCAGUCUGUCUCUCAGUAAUAACCUGUUCUCUACUGUGGCUUCUUCUAAUGGGACCAAGACCGACGUGCUAAGUAUCGGCAAAUACAACUCACUUUCUUCCGUAAACUACAUUAUCAGGAGCCUGUCUUUCAUGCUGCCACUGCUUAGGAAUGUCUUCUUUGUAGCAAUCAUGCUGCUCUCAAGUGCAUGCAUGGUAAUUCUCUUGUCCAGACAUCAGAGACGAUCCCAAUACCUUCAUAGAACCAACCUCUCUCCAAGAGCCUCCCCAGAGAAAAGGGCCACCCAGACCAUCCUGCUGCUGGUGAGUUGCUUUGUGGUCAUGUACUGGAUGGACCUUAUUAUCUCAUCCUCCUCAGCUCUAUUAUUGGUUUAUGACUCAGUCAUUGUGAGUGUCCACAGGCUUGUGGGCAGUUUCUAUUCCACUGCCAGCCCUUUCACACUUAUUAGUUCUGAUAAAAGAAUAAUCAAAAUUUUGCAUAAUGUGCGAUAUAAAUAUAUAUUUUUAAUGAAUUAA
Molecule: messenger RNA, 966 nt
Organism: Nomascus leucogenys (northern white-cheeked gibbon)
Lineage: Eukaryota; Metazoa; Chordata; Mammalia; Primates; Hylobatidae
Product: vomeronasal type-1 receptor 45-like
Biological process (GO): G protein-coupled receptor signaling pathway
Cellular component (GO): membrane
Molecular function (GO): pheromone receptor activity
Source: RefSeq, a predicted model, not a curated record